Molecule: messenger RNA, 2526 nt
Organism: Ochotona curzoniae (black-lipped pika)
Lineage: Eukaryota; Metazoa; Chordata; Mammalia; Lagomorpha; Ochotonidae
Product: protocadherin alpha-2-like
Exons: 2
Coding region: 1-2526 (841 amino acids)
Biological process (GO): homophilic cell-cell adhesion
Cellular component (GO): plasma membrane
Molecular function (GO): calcium ion binding
Source: RefSeq, a predicted model, not a curated record
AUGAUGUCUUCUUGGAGAAGGGGCCUUGAAACCCCACGCCUGCUGCUCUGGCUUCUGCUGCUCUUUGCAGCCUGGCGGGCAGGGAGCGGCCAGCUGCGCUACUCGGUCCCCGAGGAGGCCAAACACGGCACGUUCGUGGGCCGCAUCGCGCAGGACCUGGGGCUGCAGCUGGCCGAGCUGGUGCCGCGCCUGUUCCGGGUGGCGUCCAGGGGCGGCGCGGACCUGCUGGAGGUGAAUCUGCAGAAUGGCAUCUUGUUCGUGAAUUCUCGGAUGGACCGUGAGGAGCUGUGCGGGCGCAGCGCGGAGUGCAGCGUGCACCUGGAGGUGCUGGUGGAGCGUCCUCUGCAGGUGUUCCACGUGGAGGUGGAGGUGAGGGACAUCAAUGACAAUGCGCCCGUGUUUCCUAUGACGGUAAAGACUAUCCAGUUUCAUGAAUCCAGACUGCUUGAUUCCAGGUUUCCUCUGGAGGGUGCAUCUGAUGCAGACAUCGGAGUCAAUGCCCUCCUCUCCUACAGGCUCAGCCCCAGUGAGAUUUUCUCUCUAGAUGUACAGACGAAUGACGACCUAAGCCAGUCUCUAUUUCUUGUGCUGGGGAAACCUCUGGACAGAGAGGAAGCUGCUGAGAUUAAUUUGUUGCUAGUGGCUACGGAUGGGGGCAAGCCUGAGCUGACGGGCACUGUUCAGAUACACAUUACAGUAUUAGAUGUAAAUGAUAACGAACCCAUUUUUGCCCAAUCAGUUUACAAAGUGCAGUUGUUGGAGAACCUUGCAGAAGGCACGUUAGUCGUUAAGGUAAAUGCUUCGGAUGCAGACGAAGGACCUAACAAUGAGAUUUUGUAUUCACUCAGUAGUGAUGUGCCCUCCACUGUACAGGCUAUGUUCAAAAUAGAUCCCCAAACAGGGGAAAUCAGAACUAAGGGAAAGUUAGAUUAUGAGGAAAUAAAAUCCUACGACAUUCAGAUUAUUGCAUCUGACAAAGGAACCCCUCCAAUGUCAGGCCACUGUAAAGUAUCAGUGAAAGUGGUGGAUAUCAAUGAUAACAUGCCAGAGAUUUACAUAACAUCAUUGUCACUCCCCAUCAAAGAGGACGCCCCACUGGGCACAGUCAUCGCCCUCAUCAGCGUGUCCGACCGCGACUCCGGCCCAAACGGACAGGUCACCUGCUCCCUCGAGCCCCACGUGCCCUUCAAGCUGGUGUCCACCUACAAGAACCACUACUCGCUGGUGCUGGACAGCGGCCUGGACCGCGAGAGCGUGUCUGGCUACGACGUGGUGGUGAGAGCGCGCGACGCGGGCUCGCCCCCGCGCUGGGCCAGCGCCAGCGUGCGGGUGGAGGUGGCCGACGUGAACGACAACGCGCCACAGUUCGCGCAGGCCGAGUACACGGUGUUCGUGAAGGAGAACAACGCGCCGGGCUGCCACAUCUUCACGGUGACGGCGCACGACGCGGACGCGCAGGAGAACGCGCGCGUGUCGUACUCGCUGGUGGAGCGUCGCGUGGGCGGGCGCGCGCUGUCGAGCUACGUGUCUGUGCACGGCGAGAGCGGCCGCGUGUACGCGCUGCAGCCGCUGGACCACGAGGAGCUGGAGGUGCUGCGCGUGGAGGUGAGCGCGCGCGACGCGGGCGCGCCGCCGCUGGGCAGCAACGUGACGCUGCAGGUGUUCGUGCUGGACGAGAACGACAACGCGCCCUGGCUGCUGGCGCGCGGCUCGGGCGGGCCUGCGGGGGCGGCGGUGGCUGCGAGCGAGCUGGUGCCGCGGUCGGCGGGCGCGGGCCACGUGGUGACCAAGGUGCGCGCGGUGGACUUGGACGCGGGCUACAACGCGUGGCUGUGGUUCGAGCUGCAGGCGGCGCCUGCGGGCGGCGCGCGCUGCCCGUUCCGCGUGGGCCUGUACACGGGCGAGAUCAGCACGACGCGCGCCCUGGACGAGCUGGACGCUCCGCGGCAGCGGCUGGUGGUGCUGGUGCGGGACCACGGCGAGCCGGCGCUCACGGCCACGGCCACGGUGCUGGUGUCGCUGGUGGACGGCGGUCAGGCGUCGCCGUCGUGGUCGCGGGCAUCGGUGGCGGCUGGCGCCUCGGCCUCGGCCUCGGCGGGCGCGCUGGGUGGUGCGUCGUCGCUGGUGGACGUGAACGUGUACCUGGUGGUGGCGAUCUGCGCGGUGUCGAGCCUGCUGGUGCUGACGCUGUUGGUGUGGGCGGCGGCGCGGUGGUCGUCGGGUGCGGCGUCGGAGGGCGCGUGCGUGUCGGGUCCGGCGGCGGCUGCGGCGGCGGCGCUGGUGUGCUCGAGCGCGGUGGGGAGCUGGUCGUGCUCGCAGCGGAGGCGGCAGCGGGUGUGCUCUGGGGAGGGCCCGCCCAAGGCCGACCUCAUGGCCUUCAGCCCCAGCCUUUCCCAGGGUCCGGAGUGUGCAGAAGAAUCACAACAGCCCUUAGAAUCCGAAUAUUUAGGCCAGAGCCUUUCACAUGGGGACUAUUUUCACUACUACAAACUUAAUCACAAGAAAUAUGAAUAUGAUGUGUCAUGA